AUGGCUGCUUCUGUUCACUACGCGGAGAUGGAGAUGCUCGAGAAGAAGCUCGAGAUGCUCGAGGAGACGCUGGAUUUUGAGGAGGAGGAAGAGGACGACGAUGAUGAUGGUGAUGACGAUGACGACGAUGACGAUGAUGAUGGCUCUGGCUCGACUGAGGUUGCUGAUGAUGACGACGACGACGACGACGAGGAGGAGGAUGCCGACGACGACGACGACGACGAGGAUGCCGACGAGGACGACGACGAGGAGGAUGCCGACGAGGACGACGACGACGAGGAGGAUGUCGACGACGACGACGACGAAGACGAAGACGAUGCCGAUGAAGACGACGAAGACGACGAAGACGACAACGACGACGACGACGACGACGACGACGACGACGACAACGACGACGAAGUCCUGAUCGAGGAGGACAAGGGCGACGACACCGACGCCAAUGCCGACGCUGACGCCAACGACGACAAUGACGACGACGACGACGACGAGGUCGAGGCUGAAUCCGAGGCCGAAGCCGAGGCCGACGAGGUUGAUGAGGUCGAGGCCGAGGUCGAGGCUGCCAACGACGCUUCGUUUGACGACGUCAACGCGACGUCAGCCGGCGCCCGCAAGGUCGCGCAGCUCCGCUCGCGGAUCCGCGAGUCCAAGCUCCGCCACGAGCAGGAGCGCGAGGAGAAGAGCAAGCGGACGGCCGCCAAGAAGCAGCAGGAGAAGGAGAGCCAGGACAAGAAGGAGAGCCGCGAGGAGAGCCAGGUCGGCGAGCUCGUCGACGAGGCCAUCAACUCGAAGUUCCCUGUCAAGGCCCUCGUCCAGCUCUCGCGCGAGUACCGCAUCGGCUCGCCAGCCUGGUUUGCCGUCCGCGAGGCACUCCACGCCACCGUCGAGGAGACUUGCGCCGCGUAG
Molecule: messenger RNA, 903 nt
Organism: Thecamonas trahens ATCC 50062
Lineage: Eukaryota; Apusomonadida; Apusomonadidae
Exons: 1
Coding region: 1-903 (300 amino acids)
Source: RefSeq, a predicted model, not a curated record